This is a messenger RNA of Schistocerca americana (American grasshopper), 558 nucleotides long. RefSeq names its product vegetative cell wall protein gp1-like. Lineage: Eukaryota; Metazoa; Arthropoda; Insecta; Orthoptera; Acrididae. The record is from RefSeq and is a predicted model, not a curated record. The transcript is spliced from 3 exons. The coding region runs from base 1 to 558 and encodes 185 amino acids.
AUGGAUAUUCAUGUUCUUCAAAGCCAGCCCGCCCAGAAGGUCGCGUUUAAAGACUCUUCCACGGUUCGUGUGGGUAAUAAACUUGUUCGCAAUAAGCCACCCACCCAGCCCUCUGCUAUGCGACCCAAGCAUUUGGUCCGCGGCGGGUUCCAGCCGCGCCUUCCGACUUCGCUGCCGCCCCCAAGGCAGCAGCAGCAGCCGUCGCCGCUACCACGCCGACAGCCCGUCCCGUUGAUGCCUCCCGCGCAGCUUCAUCCGGGAGCGCCCCAGGUGGUCGCUCCGGCGCCUGCGGUCCCUCUUCAGUCGCCACCGCCUUCGGAGCAGAUGGACGUCGACCCCUCAGCCGGGCCGCCAUCCCAAGCGGUGGCUGUGCAGCCUGUCCUGCAGCCGCUUUCCUUGGGCACCCCCAAGGAGUAUGACACCGCAGCGCCUUGUCCGGCGCCCACUCAGCAGCCGUCGACGCAGCGUCAGGAGACGCUGCCCCUCUUCGUGGGUCCCGACGCCCCGUCGCGUCCAGUACCAGAAGCUGCGCCCGUGGUCACAGGCCCGCUGGGCUAA